AGCAAGUUGCUACGUGUAACUACAUCGGCAACCAGGGAAUGCUGUUUGGAAUGAUGUAUACUCUUCUUUAAUCUAAUUAACCUUAUAUCAAAUUAUAGUUAAAUUAUUAUAAGGCACUAACACUUUUUUUGGAAGGCACAUAUGGGAGAGCAUCAACGGUCUGAGAAAAAUUUUCAAGUUUUACGACCCAGAGCUUGUCACAGGGCAUGGGAUCAACGAUGAAGAACAGAGUCAGUCUUUUGACGAUGCGGCAAGACGAUUGGCUAAUUGGUUAUCAUUAAUGAACAGCAACCACCAAAUGUUCUUUAUUCCUUGGAAUAUCGGGAUGCAUUGGACGCUAGUGGUGGUUGCGCCAAGGAAAAUUAUCCAUUUAAACCCUGUAAAAGGCCGCCCAAUUCCCGAAGAAAUAGAACAAAUGAUCGGAAGGGCAUUCAUGUAUAUAGGGGACGCACAUCAGUAUCUUGGCCCGUGGCAAGGAAUUUCACAAGCAAACUGUCCAAGACAACCUAAAAGCCAAGAAUGCGGUUUUUAUGUUUUGAAAUAUAUCACUGACAUCGUCGCACGUGCCAACCCCAACCGUUACAUACAAGAUCAAAAAGCUUUUGGGGGUAAGAAGCAAUACGAUCCAAAAACAGAAUUGUUACCACUACAACGAAAGUGGAUCGAACAAUUGAUGGCGGUGAUUCACGGUGACGAUUGAGGUUCAAAGGUCGAAGAAUUUUUCUUCAUUAUGUAAUUUUUAUAGAUUAACUUGUAAUUAGAUUUAUUAACUUAUUAAUAUUUUUAACUAAUUUUACAUGUUUGUGUAAUAUUUAAUUACUUUUAUGAAAUCAAAUUAUGUUUUUACCCAAAUUUAAUUACUAUUUAAUUUAAAAUGUAAUUAAUAUAUAAUUAAAUUAAAUAAAUAUGUAAUUUAAAAUUUAAAUAAAUAUGUAAUUUAAAUUAAAUAAAAUAAUAUAUAAAUUAAUAAAUAUAAAAUUAAAAUAAUAUAAUUAAAUUUAAAAAAAAAUGAGGAAAACUGAAAUUCGCCUACAUAUGGCGUCGGUUCCUACGCCAUAUAUGGCGUCGGUUAUUGGCUAGGAACCGACGCCAUAUGUACCCUUAUGGCGUCGGUUCCCAGCUAAUAACCGACGCCAUAGGGGUAUAUAUGGCGUCAGUUCAUAUAAACCCUUUAGCGUCGCCCUGAUCAGCGUCGGUAGCGAAUUUCGCGAAAACCGACGCCUAAAGGGCUUAAAAACCGCCUCUAAAGGG
Cannabis sativa is the source of this 1251-nucleotide messenger RNA. RefSeq lists its product as uncharacterized. NCBI's taxonomy places the organism in Eukaryota, Viridiplantae, Streptophyta, Magnoliopsida, Rosales, Cannabaceae. The record is from RefSeq and is a predicted model, not a curated record. Gene Ontology annotation, biological process: proteolysis. The transcript is spliced from 4 exons. Gene Ontology annotation, molecular function: cysteine-type peptidase activity. The coding region runs from base 281 to 700 and encodes 139 amino acids.